GUUCUCGUUUCUUUGGAAACGUCUCCAAGCGCUUGAGCAUCUCUUUCCCUGGACCAGGAGGCUUUCGGCUCCUCCCUCGACUCCUCCCACGUCCCUCCUUCCUUGUCACUGCCGGGCAAAGCUCAGGGGUCCGGGCACUCAGUGCGGGCGAAGCGGGUGGUGGAGGUGGGCACAAGGUUGGCAUGAGCAAAGCCAGAAGGCCCCGGGACACCAGCUCUGCCCGGCGAAGAGGUGACUUCUGCUUUUUGCAAACUUAUAACUGGGCCAGGCUCCCCGAGGCCCGAAUAUCAGGCAUCCUUCAAUUUGACGGAUGUGCCAAGCCGGAGGGAGCUUUCCCUAGCAGCUCCUGACCCUCCUGGGACUCAAAGGACAGAGGGUGGGGUUGGCACUGAGCUGGUCCAGCUCCCGUGGUCCCUGCUGGCUUUCCUGGACUCCGAGGGGACGGCUGGACUGGAGGGAAGAGGCGGUGGAGAGGAGACCCACCUCUUCCUCUUUCUCCCUCUCUUCUCCCCUCUCCUCCUCCUCCUUUCCUCCUUCCUCUUUUUCCUCCUCCCCCUGCCCCUCCUGGGGCUAAGUGACCCCCCUCCCCAUCCCUCCCCUGGGCAUUUGAGUCCUUCGUCCUCCAUGGAGUCCCCAUCUUCGUCCCGGAGUCCCCCACCGGGAGGAUGAGGGAGGAUGGGCAUCUCCCCCGCCGCCGGCGGCAUCCUCGCUGAGCCCCCACCCCCUCCUCUUCUCCGGGUGGGUGGGCAUUGACAGGUCCUGCCGCUCCCCUCCCCACCCUGCCCGAACACUCCGCGCCCGUCCUGCCGGUCCAGGCCUCGCCCACACCCUGCAGUGCCAAAUUCAGAACUAUGAUAGCAACUGGCGGAGUGAUAACGGGCCUGGCAGCCUUAAAGAGGCAAGACUCUGCCCGAUCCCAGCAACAUGUCAACCUCACACCGGUGCCCACCGCACAAGAGAAAAAGCCGGUCCGACGUCGGCCCAGAGCUGAUGUUGUUGUGGUUCGGGGGAAGAUCCGACUCUACUCUCCCUCUGGAUUCUUCCUCAUCCUGGGAGUGCUCAUCUCCAUACUUGGGAUCGCGAUGGCCGUCCUGGGCUACUGGCCCCAGAGAGAACACUUCAUUGGUGCAGAAGCCAGACUGUCCACCAAUCAGACCCGCGUCAUUCGAAACCAAGGGGGUGUCGUGGUUCACUUCUUUGAGCAGCACCUACACUCGGACAAGAUGAAAAUGCUUGGCCCUUUCACGAUGGGCAUAGGCAUUUUUAUUUUCAUCUGUGCCAAUGCCAUUCUGCAUGAGAAUCGUGACAAGGAAACUAAAAUCAUACACAUGAGAGACAUCUAUUCCACCGUCAUAGACAUCCACUCACUAAGAAUCAAAGAACAAAGGCACAUGAACGGAGCCUACGCCGGGUUAAUGGAUGCUGAAGUCAAACAGGAUGGGAACUCUUGUGCCGCAAGGUUGGCGGCCAACACGAUUGCCUCUUUCUCAGGUCUCCGGGGCACUUUUCGCACAGACGGUUCAGCCGAAGAUGAGGAGCUGGUCCUCAAUGAGAACAGGGGCAUCGGGCAUCUGAUACCACCCUUGUUGUCGGAGAGCUCCGUCUCUAUCUUCGGUCUUUAUUCUCCCCACAACAGGGCAACAGACGACAAAAGCAGCGGUUUGAAAAAAUGUGAAACCAAGUCCAUCGUCUCCUCCUCCAUCAGCGCUUUCACGUUGCCAGUGAUCAAACUCAAUAACUGCGUCAUCGACGAACCCAGCAUCGACAACAUAACCGAGGACUCAGAGUUCCACAGGAGCCGCCCUCGAAAUCUGUCAAUGGAUUCUCUGACCGUUCCCGUGCCCGAUAUCAAUGAAUCCUACCAGCCCGCCAAUGCGGUUCUUUCCAGAAACAACUCAGUUAGUGGCUCUCCUGCCUGUCAGUAUAAAUCCUCCAUGGCACUAGGACCUAGCACUGGAGAGUUAUUGUCACCCGGCACAGCUAGGAAACAGUUUGGGUCCAACACAUCUUUACAUCUGCUCUCUUCACACUCAAAAUCCUUAGACUUAGAUCGGGGUCCUUCCACCCUGACGGUCCAGGCUGAACAGAGGAAGCAUCCAAGUUGGCCGAGGCUGGAUCGCAGCAACAGCAAGGGGUAUAUGAAACUGGAGAACAAAGAGGAUCCAAUGGAUAGAUUACUGGUGCCACAGGCCUCCAUCAAAAAGGACUUCACCAAUAAGGAGAAGCUUCUUAUGAUAUCGAGGUCUCAUAACAACUUGAGUUUUGAACAUGAUGAAUUUUUGAGUAACAAUCUAAAGCGAGGGACUUCAGAAACAAGAUUUUAGUGUGCAGAAUAAAGUUUUACAAGGUAUCAUAUUUUAAAAUAAUUGGCACAAGAGGUUCUUUGUUGAAGUUAUGGGCACAGGCCAGUUUUAACCAAAUGGUUACUGUAUAUGUGAAUUGGUUUCUCUGAGCAGAGCUAUUGAUUUCCUUAAGGAAAGAGAUUCAAAGUCUCAGUAACAUACAACUGUAACACCAAAAGAACAUUAUCAUGACCCAGUAGCUUUUGGUUUCUAUGAAAGCAUGAUUUUUUUUAUCCCUGUAAGUCAAGAAACUGCCUCUAAAUUAAAGCUCACCUCUGCUUCUGUUUUCAGUUCUUUCUUGGUUGCCACAUUCUAAAGAGGAGGCUUAGGGACUAGAAAAGGAAAGAACCAGAGAUUGGACUGGAAUGAUCAGUUCCAGGCCCAUAGACAAGAUCUAUUUUUGUUCUGACAGGAAACCUGCAAAUCUAAGGCUGUCAUUUUCAGAAAAUUGUUUACAUGAAGGGCUGGGGUGGGUUGAAAAAAAAAAGACUGAGCAAAUUAGGCCUCGUGUUAUGUGUGAAUUCAUUGCAACUGGUGAAGGUAUAUUCUAAUGUUGUGAACUCUCUCCAUUCUGCUAUAUGCCUUUGGCUUUUCAAUUCCAUGAUAUUUUAGUGUAGCAAAUGGAAGAAUUUAUAUACUCCCAUGCUGUGGUUCAGAAAUGCAGAUAGUUUUAAGGACAAACAGCAAAGCUUGUCAGAAGCUUGCAACUUUAGAAACUCAAAAAGAAAGUGUAUUCAAAUGGACUAAACUACACAUGAGAAAAUGUUUCCAAGCGCUUAGUACAGUUCUCUGCACAUAGUAAGUGCUCAAUAAAUACUAUUAAAUGAAUGAAUGAAUGAAAAUGUGACUUUAGAAAUAUAUUUCCAUCAUCUGAAAUUAACUCCUCAAGCCAAGAUAAAGUUUUCAAAUAUUCCAUACUCUUUGCAAAAGAAAGAGGUCUUAGUUUCAUAUUAACCAGUCUGCUCCACUGCUCAGCUUGAAGGCUCCCACUAUGUAUUUUUGAAAUUCCUGCCUUCUGAGGUAGUAAUGAGUUUGACUGUUUCUUUUCUUUUUUAGCUUUGCCUAAACCUAGCUAGAUGUCUCAGUAAAAAUUUAGCUACAAUUUAAAUUGCCUUGAAGUUCAGCUUUUAAAUAAUUCUUAGCAAAGGAAAACCCCAUGAAGCUUUUAGCAGAACAAGUAAUAGAAUUGCAGUUGUUGGCUGUUGCAAAGGAAAUCAAUGAUAAAAUAGAUAUCCACUGGAAAGUUUUCUCGUUUUCCAAAAGACAUUCAAAUGAUCAUUCAUAUGCUGUGUUUAAUAUUCUUAUUUAGCUGAAAUACUCAGGAAUUAGUUUUCAUGGCUUCUCCCCAAAAUAGCCAAACGUUAAAAUGUUAAUGUACCACAGUUGUUGAUGAGGAAUGUAAGACAGAAAUAUUUCUAUUUCCAGCUCCAUACAUAUCCACACAGUGAUAUUUGCUCAGUGAAUCAAGGCAUAGUGCAUUUGUUAGAACCUCAAUCUUCUCUAUUGUAUCAGACUGGGCUAUUUUGCUAUGAAGCUUUUAAUACAUUUCUGGUUCGUGUUCUUAAUACAUUUGCUAUUUUUUGAAAUAAAAUCAAAUGGACAACUA
Molecule: messenger RNA, 3948 nt
Organism: Ornithorhynchus anatinus (platypus)
Lineage: Eukaryota; Metazoa; Chordata; Mammalia; Monotremata; Ornithorhynchidae
Gene: TMEM200A
Product: transmembrane protein 200A
Exons: 3
Coding region: 852-2324 (490 amino acids)
Source: RefSeq, a predicted model, not a curated record